Drosophila kikkawai is the source of this 1092-nucleotide messenger RNA. RefSeq names its product DNA polymerase subunit gamma-2, mitochondrial (gene PolG2). Lineage: Eukaryota; Metazoa; Arthropoda; Insecta; Diptera; Drosophilidae. The record is from RefSeq and is a predicted model, not a curated record. Gene Ontology annotation, cellular component: cytoplasm; mitochondrion. Gene Ontology annotation, biological process: mitochondrial DNA replication.
AUGAACCGGGUCCAGCGGUGCUUCGAGUCUCUGGCCUCUGCUGGGUUCCUCCGCCACCACCUUACUGGUAGCCAACUGGAGCUGCUCUCCCACGGUCGCGCCUACGCCGAACAAUUGCAAAGGCAGUGGCUGAGCCUGCGUCCCUUGGCUGCCCACCUAAAAGGCAUCCCCCACACAAGUUCCACGUCGCCAACGACGCAGCGCUUUUCCUUUGCCCGCACCACGGAAUUUGGUUCGCUUAUGCAGCAACUUCUCGAAGAGCAUCCCCGCAAAGCCAAAUGCCCAACGGUCGUCAAGCAUCAAAGCAGCUCCAGUUCCGCCUGCCUCCGCGGUAAUCCGCUCUUCAGUGUUACGUCGCCCGCCUCUAUUCUGACAACUGACUUCCUGGUGGAGCCAGACCGCGCUCUGGAGCACUUCUACAACUUGCAACGCGAGAGCAAGAUCUGGUGGAUGCGCCUCUCCUCGAAUCCUAGUCGCAUCCGCAUCGUACCCUGCGAUUUGCCGGAGGAGCUCGACCCGCCAAGCUAUCAAGCCAUCGAUCUCAGAUCACAGGCCGGAGAAGUGACCGUGGAACAGCUGAGCAUGGUGAGACUUGGAGGGGAUGAGGGCUCCCUUCGAUUGCCGGACGGACGGACAGGAGAAUCUGUGCAACCCACUGUCAUACGAUCCGUCAUCGAGCUGGAGACGGCCACUUGCGCACUUCUCCUGGACGGCUGCGACCAUGGUCGAGACGCGCAAUCCCUGCUGCUCAACUGCGCUCUGGCACCGUAUCAAUGCGGAAUCGCCUGUCUGCUGGAAAGUUCGAGGCUCUUGGGUGACUUGGACGACCUCUGCCUGCACCUGAAGCACGUCCUCAUCCACGCUGGCCUGCGACUCUGCCAAGGCAGAGGAUUUUUCACGGCCAAAGAUAAUCGGCAUCUGGCGGAACACUUUGCGGAAUCGGAUAUGCUUGGCGUGCCCUAUACCUUGGUGGUAAGCGAGCAGACACUGGAAAACGGCCUGAUGAAGCUGCGGAGCAGGGACACCAGACUGUCGGAGACUAUACACAUCAGUGAUGUACCGGACUAUUUAUUAAAUAUAUUUAAGAACUGA